UGUCUGUCUGUCCAGUCUUCUCUUCGUGGAACGAAAGAAAAUAAUCGGAUCGGCGGAGAAGAAAAAAGGAAGAGAAGGAAAGGGGAGGUAAAGACUAAUCAGUCAUGGUUUCGACGAGGCGUAGCGGAUCGCUAUCGACUAAUACUAGCAAGAGAUCUUCGUCUUCAGAUGACAAACCCUUGUCCCCCAAGCGACAAAAGGUUGAAACAGUUGCGGCAGCUGAGAAAUCAUCGCAGACUUCGGGAUCUUCGGAUAAUUCGAAGGAAUUGUGCUCGUCUCCAGCGUUAGACCCUGUAGAUUGCCUUCCAAUAGACCCUCCGAUCUCUGGAAGUGGUGCCGGUGACGCUGUAGAUUCUGAGAAGGGGGAGAAAGGGGAUGACGGGACCGCUCCGGCAGUUCCUGUAUCAUCGCCGAUCGCAGAUGCUUCUUCACCUGUUUUGGUGGACAAAGAAAGGAGUUCGUUCUCUUCAUGGAGUUCUUUCCAAAAGCAACAUACGAAUUCCGACACUUCCACUCCUUGGUGCAAGCUUCUGUCACAGUACACUGAGAAUCAACAUAUUCCCAUUGAUACAAAUCUGUUCACUAUCGGUUCGAGCAGAAACUGCAACUUCCCUUUAAAGGAUCUAAACAUUAGUGGCAUUCUAUGCAGGAUCAAGCAUACACAGCAUGAGGGCAAUGUGGUUGCCGUUCUCGAAAGCACAGGGAGCAAGGGGUCUGUGCAAAUAAAUGGGAAGGUUGUCAAGAAGAACACCAGCAGUGUUCUUAUCUCCGGUGAUGAAGUGAUAUUCGGUUUAGCAGGGAACCAUGCUUAUGUUUUCCUGCAACUCACACCUGAGGCUGCAGUUAAGGUCCCUUCAGUGGUUGGGGUUGCAGAGGCUCCAAGCAAUGUGGGUAAAGGGGUGCACCUUGAAAGAAAGUCUGGAGAUCCUUCAGCUGUGGCUGGAGCCUCUAUAUUGGCAUCUCUAUCGAAUCUUAGACAAGAUUUAUCACUUUUGUCUCCUCCAGCAAAAAUUGCUAGUGAAAGCCAACAAGGUACUGAAAUUCCUGUUUGUUCACUUGCUCAAGAUGGGCCAGAAAUGGACCUCCAUGGCCCAGAGAGGAAAGGUAAUUCGGAUCCAAGUGCAGAUAAAACCAUUGAGGUUGGAACUACCAGUCAAAGCCUCCACGUGGACAACAAUCAAGAGUCUGGUGUAGAGUUGGAUGUUGUAAAACUUCCAGGCGUGAAUGAUUCAUUAAGGCCUUUCUUGCGGAUGUUGGCUGGAUCAAGUAGUUGUGACCUGGAAUUGAGCAAGAAUAUCUUUAAACAGGUAUUGGAAGAAAGAAAGGAAUGGGCAAGGGAUUCACAGCAAACAUCAACGUCAGGUGUUUCUUCCAAAUGUGCAGCAUUCAAAGAAGAUAUUCAGGCUGCUAUUCUUGAUGGAAAAGAAUUACAAGUUUCAUUUGAUAGUUUCCCCUACUAUUUGAGGUAUGAAUCUUAUGCUGGAUUGUUUCUCUUUGCUAUCCCUUUAUUUUGUCACUCUGAAAUACAGAGACCGGAAUACCCUGGAAUAGUGGACAUUGGAGUAGAAAUCCUUGAUAACAGACUCGGGCAAAAGUACAGUUCCAUAUUUUACUUGCUUGGAGUUCCAAAGACCAACGAAGAUCAAUUUUAUUUCUGUCGGUAUCGGUAUCCAGAAUGGCAUCGACUAGUUACUCACUUCCAUGAUGGCUAUAAAAUGCAAGUGACACUGCGCAAUCCACCGAUUUUUACAGGACUUGAACUGAAGAAGUAUGGGAUCCAUCUGGUUUUUGAAGAUGAUGAUAACUACGAUGGUGAUGAAGAAUCAUUGGAUGAAACCCACCUAUCUCUUUCGGAGAAACUGGCGAAGUUUCUCAGCUCCUUGUAA
Macadamia integrifolia is the source of this 1886-nucleotide messenger RNA. RefSeq lists its product as uncharacterized. The transcript is spliced from 8 exons. The record is from RefSeq and is a predicted model, not a curated record. Gene Ontology annotation, molecular function: protein binding. The coding region runs from base 105 to 1886 and encodes 593 amino acids. NCBI's taxonomy places the organism in Eukaryota, Viridiplantae, Streptophyta, Magnoliopsida, Proteales, Proteaceae.